AUGGCUACAAUGGAGAAAGCAAGGGAAACGCCAACCACACCGACCACCACCACCACCGAUCCACCACCAACGGACAAGGCGACCGAAGCGACCGGAACCGGUAUUGUGAAGCUAACGAAACGGGCCGCCAUUACGCAGAUAUUGCUCGCCAUCGUUGCGAACAUCACGAUCAUAUCAUCCGGCAUGGGCAUCGGCUUUCCUUCGAUCGCUAUGAUGGAGCUGACGAAUUCUACCAGUUCCGUUGUGCUGACAGAAUCGGAAGCGAGUUGGUUUGCAUCCAUUACCUCGAUCAUGUGCCCGUUCGGUGGGCUGCUGUCCGGCUAUCUGCUAGAUAAGGUGGGCCGUAAGCGAACGCUGUACUGCAUCAACAUCAUAUCGAUCAUCUCCUGGGCGAUCAUGUCGUUCGCCAGUACAACGGACGCAUCCGUGCUGUUUGUGGAGCUGAUUGUUGCGCGUGUCAUUAUCGGUAUCGCUAUCGGGCUUUCUAGCACACCUGCCUCGGUUUAUGCCGCUGAAGUGGCUCAUCCUCAGCUGAGAGGGCGCCUGACACUGUUAACAGCUGGCUGUACCGGUGUUGGAAUGCUUCUAGUCUACUCGCUUGGUUACAUGUUUAAGGAGGAUUGGCGCUACGUCUGUACUAUUUGCGGCGUGUUUACUGGCGUUUCGCUCAUAACCGUGAUUCCACUCCCGGAGUCGCCCAGCUGGCUGGUGGGCAAAAAGCGACCACAGGAAGCGGAACGCUAUCUGAAAGUUAUUCGCGCCAUCAAGGAGGACAAUCAUCCCGAGAUUCGGGCGGAAAUCAAAGCACUGGAGGAUAAUGUGGCUCGCUUCCGCGCGACGUCGGCUUCGGAUUCGAAAAAAGCGUCCAAGCUGGUGCAGCUUAAAAAGCCCGAAGUGUACAAACCUCUCGCGAUCAUGUGUACCUUCUUCAUUUUCCAACAAUUUUCCGGCAUCUUCGUCAUUAUCGUGUACGCGGCAAGCUUCUCGGUGGAGGCUGGUGUUGCUAUCGAUCCGUUCCUGAGCGCAGUGCUGGUAGGGUUGACGCGUGUUCUUACCACCAUACUGAUGUCGUUUAUUUCGGAUAAAUUCGGGCGCCGUCCGCCGGCCCUUUUCUCCGGCUUUGGUAUGGCGUGCUGUAUGUUCGGGUUGGCGGCAUGUGCUGUUUAUCCAGUAGCCGAUACAGAGUACAACUGGAUCCCGACCGCACUGCUAGUAUCGUUUAUCUUUACCGCCACGCUCGGCUUCCUUACGCUUCCGUUCUCGAUGAAUGCGGAGGUGUAUCCGACCAAGAUCCGGGGUUUCGCGUCUGGAUUGACGAUCUUUUUCGGGUACACCAUGUCGUUCAUCAUACUGAAGAGCUAUCCGACGAUGGUAAGCGCCAUCGGGAAUGAAAAUGUGUUCCUGUUCUUUGGUUUGAUAUCCGUGAUCGGAAUCGCUUUCGUGUACUUCUUCCUGCCCGAAACCAAGGGACGAACGUUGCAAGAUAUUGAGGAUUACUUCCGCGGCGGCAAGGGCAAGGAGAUGGACAAAAAUGACUCAAAAGCGUAGACGACC
Messenger RNA from Anopheles maculipalpis, 1554 nucleotides. Its product is annotated as facilitated trehalose transporter Tret1-like. Bases 1 to 1548 code for a protein of 515 amino acids. Gene Ontology annotation, cellular component: membrane. Gene Ontology annotation, molecular function: transmembrane transporter activity. NCBI's taxonomy places the organism in Eukaryota, Metazoa, Arthropoda, Insecta, Diptera, Culicidae. The record is from RefSeq and is a predicted model, not a curated record. The transcript is spliced from 4 exons. Gene Ontology annotation, biological process: transmembrane transport.